AUGAUGCCGUUCAGACCGUCAAAAAGCGCUCUGCGCUCCAUUCACCUCCAAAGGCAGCUUGCCUCAUCCCGUCGGUCCUUCUCGACUUCGUUCGUGGCUUUGGCUGCCUCGCCCCACCGCUCUUCUCCUCAGAAGCGUGCUCAGAGCACAGCUACCGCGCCCUCUGAUUCUAGGCCCGUGCCGAGUCCGGCUUUCAAUCAAGAACCUCACCGCAAUGAGAUUUCGCCUCUCCAGAACCGUCAGCUCCCCGAGCUUGACGAUUCAAUGGUCGGCAUGAGUGGUGGUGAAAUCUUCCACGAGAUGAUGCUUCGCCUCAAUGUGAAGCAGGUCUUUGGUUAUCCUGGUGGUGCCAUUCUUCCCGUCUUCGACGCCAUCUAUAACUCCAAACACUUCGACUUCGUUCUCCCCAAGCACGAACAAGGCGCCGGCCACAUGGCCCAGGGCUAUGCCCGUGCCUCUGGCAAGCCCGGUGUUGUCCUCGUUACCUCGGGCCCUGGUGCAACCAACGUUGUCACCCCCAUGCAGGAUGCCCUGUCCGACGGAACCCCUAUGGUUGUUUUCUGUGGUCAGGUUCCGACCAGUGCUAUCGGAACCGAUUCUUUCCAAGAGGCCGAUGUCAUCGGUAUCUCUCGUGCUUGCACCAAGUGGAAUGUGAUGGUCAAGUCCGUUGGUGAGCUGCCUCGCCGUAUCCAGGAAGCUUUCGAAAUUGCCACUAGCGGUCGUCCCGGUCCCGUCCUCGUCGAUCUGCCCAAGGAUGUUACUGCUGGCAUCCUUCGCAACCCGAUUCCUAUGCACAGCACCAUUCCCUCCCUUCCCAGUGCCGCGACCAUGGCUGCUCGCGACAUGAGCCAGAAGCAGCUACAAGCCACCAUUGACCGUGUGGCUCGCCUGGUGAAUACCGCUGAGAAGCCUAUCCUCUACGUUGGUCAGGGUCUCCUCGCUCGCCCUGAUGGCCCUGAGAUUCUGAAGGAGUUUGCCGACAAGGCUUGUAUUCCCGUCACCACUACCCUCCAGGGUCUUGGUGGCUUCGAUGAACUCGACCCUAAGGCUCUCCACAUGCUUGGUAUGCACGGUUCUGCUUACGCCAACAUGGCCAUGCAAGAGGCGGAUCUGAUCAUUGCUGUCGGUGCCCGUUUCGACGAUCGUGUGACUCUUAGUAUCCCUAAGUUCGCUCCUCAGGCCAAGGCUGCCGCCGCUGAGGGCCGUGGUGGUAUUGUUCACUUCGAGAUUAUGCCCAAGAAUAUCAACAAGGUCGUCCAGGCCACCGAGGCCGUUGAAGGUGACUGCGCCGACAACCUUCGUCUUCUCCUGCCGCAGGUCGCACCCGUUGCUGAGCGUCCCGAGUGGUUCGCGCAGAUCAACGACUGGAAGUCUCGUUUCCCCCUGUCUCUCUACGAGCGCCAGGUCGAUGAUGGUCCCAUCAAGCCCCAGAGCGUGAUUGAGAAGCUGAGCGAUCUCACCGCUCACAUGAAGGACAAGACCAUCAUUACUACCGGUGUUGGCCAGCACCAGAUGUGGGCUGCUCAGCACUUCCGCUGGCGUCACCCCCGUACCAUGAUCACUUCUGGUGGUCUUGGUACUAUGGGUUACGGUCUGCCCUCCGCCAUCGGUGCCAAGGUGGCUCGUCCCGACUGCCUGGUCGUCGACAUUGAUGGUGAUGCCUCUUUCAACAUGACUUUGACUGAGCUCUCCACUGCUGCUCAGUUCAACAUCGGCGUCAAGGUCCUAUUGCUGAAUAACGAGGAGCAGGGCAUGGUCACCCAAUGGCAGAAUCUGUUCUAUGAGGACCGCUACUCCCACACCCACCAGCAGAAUCCCGACUUCGUUCCUCUUGCCCGCGCUAUGCGUGUUGCUGCUGAGCGUGUCUCUAAGACCUCCGAGGUCGAGGCCAAGCUGAAGUGGCUGAUCGAGCAGCCCGGUCCUGCUCUUCUGGAGGUCAUCACUGACCGCAAGGUCCCCGUUCUGCCCAUGGUGCCCUCUGGCCGUGGUCUUCACGAGUUCCUGGUUUACGAUGAAGCCAAGGAGAAAGAGCGCAAGGAAACCAUGCGGAAGCGCAAUGUUGACUUCAAGGUUAACUACCGCGACUGA
Penicillium macrosclerotiorum is the source of this 2088-nucleotide messenger RNA. Its product is annotated as acetolactate synthase catalytic subunit. Bases 1 to 2088 code for a protein of 695 amino acids. Gene Ontology annotation, molecular function: thiamine pyrophosphate binding; magnesium ion binding; flavin adenine dinucleotide binding. The transcript is spliced from 5 exons. The record is from RefSeq and is a predicted model, not a curated record. Gene Ontology annotation, cellular component: mitochondrion; acetolactate synthase complex. Gene Ontology annotation, biological process: L-valine biosynthetic process. Lineage: Eukaryota; Fungi; Ascomycota; Eurotiomycetes; Eurotiales; Aspergillaceae.